AGCGAGAGAGAGGGGACAGAGGAAGGGAGGGAGGGAGGGAGGCUGAGGCUCUGCUCUGUUCGUUCAUUGAUGUGAUGCCGGUCAUGCUCCCCCGAGGAGUUGCAGAGCUCGGAUUGCUCGGCCUUGAGGAGCGAGGGGUGAGGGGGCGAGGGAGCGACCAGCCCCUGCACUGUCUGGUCGUUCGUUCGCUCGCCGGUGAGCAUCUCAUGUGAAGAAGUAGUCGCGGGCGGAGGCAGGAGAUUUGGUGCAUGAUAUCGGGGCGUCGAUUUGGAGUUCUUUGGGUUUCUCGCAAGGCGUGGCGAUCGGAGCAGGGCAGGGCAGGGCAGGGCAGGGUAGUAGCAGGCGUGUGGAUGAGUGGUGCAUUUAUUGUGGGCGGUGAGGUUUUGGGGCGCAGUACUGCGAUCGGGGAAGAAGUGUGGGGAUGAGCAGCGUGUGAAGCGGGGAGCUCAGUUGUGGGGACGUCGAGAGGAGUGUUUUUGUGUUGUUGCCCAAUUGGAGGAGCCAAGGUGGAGGGAUCGCGUCGGCCGAUUUUUGCCAGUGGAAUGCUGAAGAUCUGUCGGUGGUGAGGUGGAAUUAUGGCCGAUCCACCUGCUACGCCCGCUCAGGAGCCUGAUAGGCGUCGGGCUGCCCCGCCUGCAUUUGCAGCUCCUGUUGUUCGCACUUUCUCCUCGACUCUUGCUCCCGCCACUCCGACUCCUCCACCACCAUUCCGCCAGUUCCCUCCCUCUCUAGCCACUGGCGAUAGUGAAGAAACACCGGGUUCGGCCGUCAUAGUUGCUGAAUCGGACAGCUCGUCUUCGCCAGCCGAAACUCAGGAGUCUUCGAAUCAGGUUUAUUCUAAUGGAUCAUCGAGGGACAUAUUGGCUCCAGACCAACAAUCGGAUGCGAAAUCUCAGCCCACUUUUGGCUUGGCCAACGGGAGGACCAAUUUGAUCCCAGGAGGUCCUCCUCCUGGCCCUCCAGGUGCCAUCCCCAUGGGCGCUCCACCAGCAAAUUUUAACCAUCCGCCCCACUUUCUAGGGCCACCACCGCUGCAUCAAUUUUCAGGCCCUCCUGGUCCUCCUCCUUUUUCCAGCCCGUUGCGCCCCAUCCCUACCUUCACAGGAGUAGGAGCAUCGCCGGUUAGAGGCAGUACUUUCUCCGAAAUCCCUUUAGCUGCUGGGACACCUCCUCCCCAACCCGGAAGUGCGAAUGGAUAUCCAUCCAGUGCAGAUCAGCCAUUGUAUAAUACCCUCGUGGAGGACGACUUCGAGGCUUCUGGGCAAUCAGCUUCUUCUUCGUUUGUGCUCUUCACAUCUCAAACGAUGUUGAAAGAUAAGAAGUUGACGAACACAGCGAGCUUGGGGUUUGGUGCCUUGGUGUCCCUGGGCAGAGAGGUUUCUCCAAGUCCGCCGAUGUUAAGGAGAGAAGGCAUCCGCUGCCGCAAUUGCGGAGCUUAUGUCAAUCUUUUCUGUGCUAUUGUCCCAAGCUCCGGACACUGGAAGUGUGUUCUUUGCAACAAGCUAAACAGUAGUGAAGGGGAGUACAAGUCUGCUACUUCGGAGAAUGUUCGUAGUUGGCCAGAGCUCGUAACGAGCGUUAUAGACUAUGCUGAUGCUGGUAACAGGCGCCCUGGCUUGAUGUCAGUCACAGAUUCAACUAUGGCUGCUCCAGUUGUCAUACUUGUUGAUGAGAGUCUAGACGAACCUCAUCUUCAGCAUUUGCAAAGCUCCCUUCAUUCAUUUCUAGACUCCUUGUCGCCAACAACUAGAAUUGGUAUAGUCACGUUUGGGAAGACUGUGUCCGUGUACGAUCUGUCUGAGUUGGCAUUGGCAGCGGCUGACGUGUUACCAGGUGACAGCACCCCUAGCCAGGAACUUUUGAAGAUGUUGAUAUACGGCACUGGUGUUUAUCUUGCUCCUAUUCAUGUAUGUCUUGGUGUGGCUCAGAACAUCGUCUCUUCACUUCGGCCUUAUAGAGGGGAUUUGCCGGAGGUGGCAAGAGACAGGUGUCUAGGGACAGCUGUGGAGGUAGCUCUAUCUCUCAUUCAAGGACCCGCCACCGAGCUUCCAAGAAGCACAGUGAAAAGGUCAGGAGGAAGCAAUCGAAUUAUUGCUUGUGUGGGUGGACCUAACACAUUGGGAUUAGGUUCUUUACCCUAUUCAGAUACCCAUCCUAAUUAUGCAUAUCUAGAAAAGAAGGCAAUCAAACAGAUGGAUCAGUUAGGGCAUGAAGCGCGACGAUUGGACACGGCCGUUGAUGUGCUGUGUGCGGGAACAUGCCCAGUAAGAAUUUGUGCCCUUCAACCCUUAGUGAAGUCUUCGGGUGGUGUGUUGAUCCUUCAUGAUGACUUUGGAGAAACGUUUGGAAUAAAUAUGCAAAGGGCCGUGAGAAGAGCAACAGGAUUCAGAGGUGUUCUGGAGGUGCGAUGUUCUAGUGAGGUUGCUGUGACCCGUGUCAUAGGUCCGGGAGAAGAAGCUCACCUGGAAUCUUCUGAAUUCCGCAAGGAUAGCGCAACAGCUGUCCAACUGUUGAGUGUGGAAGAUUGUCAGGGUCUAGCUUUGAAUAUGGAACUGGUGGAGAACAUCCUUGGGGACUUCGCUUACUUCCAGUUCGUCGCUCGAUACACCAACACCUACCACCUGCAGGUUACCCGUGUUAUCACUGUCAGGCUCCCAACUACGGGCAGCCCUUCGACCUACUUGCAAAGUUUGGAUGACGAAGUUGCAGCUGUGCUCAUAGCCAAGAAAAGUGUUCUUCAAGCCGAGAAGCCCUCUGACCUAGCUGACGUGCGAGCCUCCCUUGAUGAACGGGUGAAGGACAUUGGGCUUAAGUUUGGCAAGCAGAUGCCUAAAACAAAGGUUUGGAGAUUUCCGAAGGAGCUACCAAGGUUGCCCGAGCUCCUCUUUCAUCUGAAAAGGGGCCCACUGCUGGGAAAUGUUGUCGGGCAUGAGGAUGAGAGGGCUGUCUACAGAAGCAUAUUUUUGCAGGCUUCUUUCGAUUUGGCUUUGCGAAUGUUGGCUCCAAGGCUUCUCAUGCACCGAGACGGGGGAACUUUCGAGGAGCUUCCUGCUUAUGAUCUUGCUUUGCAGUCUGACACAUCAUUAGUCAUGGAUCAUGGUACUGAUCUUUUCAUAUGGACGGGACUGGAUGUGGCAGCAGAUGAAGCACUAAGUGCUGCAUCAGCAGCAGCUUGUCGUACACUUGCCAAUGAGUUGACAGAAAGUCGAUUUCCAUCGCCACGACUUCUUGCUUUCAAGGAAGCGAGCUCGCAGUCUAGAUAUUUGAAAUCUAGACUCAUACCUGCCCACAAGGACCCCCCCUACGAACAGGAAGCAAGGUUUCCGCAAUUACGGAGCUUAAGGCCAGACCAGAGGGGCCGGCUUAAAAGUAGUCUUAUACCAACAGAUGAUCUCAGUUUCUGCGAGUGGAUGCGGAGUUUAAAGCUUGUACCUCCGGAGCCCUCGUAGGUGCAAGUACUGCUUCGUAAAUUGCACAAUUUGCACAUUAGGAUAAGCUAAAAUUUUUUUCACUAUCAUGUUUCAGAUUCCACAUUAGUCAUGAGUAAACCGUGUAGAAUAGUCGCAGUAUACAGAAAUUUGGUGAAAACGGUCCCUCGUAGUAACCGUCAUAGCCAGAUAUUGGUUGGGUUGCUGUUGUUCACGAUCAAAUUGGAGUUUUAACCAAAGCAGAUAAGUUGCCUCAAACGCUUUAGCUUUUCGAGAAAAGCUUUUUUGUGUGCUAUAGCUUACUUACAAUACUG
Messenger RNA from Marchantia polymorpha subsp. ruderalis, 3742 nucleotides. The record is from the annotation of a GenBank genome assembly. Lineage: Eukaryota; Viridiplantae; Streptophyta; Marchantiopsida; Marchantiales; Marchantiaceae.